GUUAAUUUAGAAAUGGAAGAAAGUGAUGAGCUUUUCGGUGUAAUAAUAUAUGAAUGUCAGUAUUGCAAUUAUAAAAACUCAUUAAAGAAAGAAUUAAAAAAACAUAUGAAAUUACAUCCUGAAAGUAAAGGAUACAAAUGCACGGUUUGUUCUCGCGAAUUUCAAAGGCUGGAAGCUUUUCAAUGCCACAGCCAGUCUAUUUGUAAAUUGCAAAAACGUAAAAGUUCCAAGCAUGAUAAAUCUAUAAAUUCUAUAGAACAACUUACCAAUCAUGAAGUCAUACAUAAAACAAUUCUAAAUGGUUAUAAAUAUAGCAAGUGUGAUGACAAAAAAUUUCGCAAAAUAAAAAGAUUAGUAUCUUCUCUUCAAAAGCAAAAGAAAAAUAAAUUAAUGUAA
Molecule: messenger RNA, 396 nt
Organism: Cotesia congregata
Lineage: Eukaryota; Metazoa; Arthropoda; Insecta; Hymenoptera; Braconidae
Source: the annotation of a GenBank genome assembly